AUGCUGCAUGUAUUGGCCAUUUUUCCCGGUCCUGCUACAAUCCUUCAGCCAGAAAACGUUCUCUUGGACAAGAGAGGUGUGGUCAAGCUGACGGGCAUCGCGCUGGCAGGGCUGCUCGCCCCAUCCAUCGGCGAUCACCCGGCCAACCAUCUUCACGCUACGUGCGGAACACCAGACUACAUCGCUCCUGAGGUUAUAGAGGGAGCGGGAUACGACGGUCGACCGGCUGAUCUUUGGUCGGCUGGAGUCACGCUCUACACCAUGCUCGCCGGUUUCCUUCCCUUCGAGGCCGACAGCAUUGAGGAAACGUUCGCAAGGAUUCGGGCUGCAGAUUUCAAGCGCCCCCCCGAGAUAUCAAUGUCGGCAUGGUCUUUGCUUGAGGGCUUGCUGGAGCUGAACCCGAGAAAGCGCUACCCGAUAGCUGAUGUGCGGCUGCACCCCUGGAUGGAUCAUCAACCAUUGGACAGGUUCACGACCUCAAACACCGCAAAGUCUUUCGGCAGCGGAGAGAAGAGCAUCAGGCAAUGCUCCGGCAGCAGCAGCAGCAGCAGCAGCAGCAGCAGCAGCGAGAGCACCUGUGGCGGAGGCGUGGAGGGUGCCCGCCCGUGUCCCAAACUUACCCUAGAUAUCUGGAAGAUCGAUGACGACGACCGAAAACAAGGCAGGGUCGGUGAAGGCAAAGAUGGCAGGGAUACAGUUGUCCAGAUGGAAGCCGGCUUAAACAGCUACAGUGUCAGUGGGAGCGCGAGCGAAUACGACGGCAGCGGCUUCCCAAACUCAAGUGGAAGAUCCGACAUGAACGACAGUCACUCGUCCUACGCGGCAACAUCGUGCUGCGGGAUGGAAAUUAAGUACAGCAGCGACGAGUCUUCGGCAGCGGCCGAUUGUUACCACGACAGCAGCCGGCCGAAAUUGACCUCGCGGUCACCCCCGGCCUCGGCCUCGGCCUCGGUGCUACCAUUUGACUACUGCUACCGUUUCUCCGACAGGCGCACUGAUUCUUACCGGCGGUCGUCUUACCUACCACUCGGCUUGACGGACUCGCUCCCCCCGGCUUCCUCGGCCUCGCCUCCAUCGUCCAUGUCCCCGGCGGCAGCCUGGAGGUGCACGUGGGCGGAUGUGAUGGGCAGGAGUGGGGGGCGCCAAGAGGCAGACCCCCCGAGCGCUAGAGCGUCGACUCUGAGGAGUCGUAGCCGGAGGCGGGACGAGCACAGUUUCUCGCGGCGGCGGCACGUUCAGGACCAGCGCCUCCACCCGGUCGGUUUCCGCGCCUCCUCCCGCUCGGAGGGCUCCACGGAGGAAAAGGGUGUGUGGGCGCGAAACGAAGGAACGUUGUCGAGCUCUACGGAAGAUGUGAUGAAGCUUCACCAUAGUGAGGGGGUCGAUUUCGCGGGGGGUUCCGAGACCGAAGUUAAUCACCUCGCAGGACGUAUAGGUAAGGUGGUCAUCGUCGGCAAGCACUCCAUCACGCCCAAGACGGAGCAAAAUACAUCCGGCAGUUUGUGGCCCUGUGUCGACCGGAUUUUUACCACAGACGCACCGAAACAACUGCGGUCUUACUCCUCUGGUACUUCGUUGUCACCGUCUAGGCAGAUUAAGUCUCGUUCGUCACCCCGGCGACGCCAUCAACAGAAUGCAACUGUUAUCGAAAAGCAUGCCCAUACCUGGUCCGAAGGCUCUCCGUCAAGUGUCUCCAGACGCUAUCAAGCGCUUAGCACGUCACCGCGAGUAGGUGGCGGUGCUGGAAGCGCCAGCACUAGGAUCGCCGUGGUAUCGCCGGCAAGCCCAACCGCGGCGAAGUUGCGGUCGUUGGACCUAGGAACGAGUAGUGCUGCAAGGGACGCAGCGCUAGUCGGCGUGGAGCUCAACAGACCGAUGGGAUGGAAAUGGCAGCGUCUCACCAUCUUCCACAGCAUCUCCCGGCCCACCUGGAGGCUGGCCGAGACGAGCAUGUCGAUGAGAAGGCUCGGCGCAACGCGCCUGUUGCGCUCACUCCCCGAGAACGAACCCUUGAGCCUCGCGAAGGCGUUUCAAAGCUCGCUUGGAGACCAGUGCGGGUGCGUCUGCCGCCUGUUGCCGGAUCCCAAGCGGGAAGCGCGCGCGAGGGUCAAAGCCUGUCGUACGAUCGCGCCAAGACCGGGGAAAGAGACCCUCGUGGGCGUCGUUUUGAGCGUGAUGUACCCCGGGGCCACGACGCCUCCGAUAGCGGAUGGGUUUGGUGACAGCAGCUGUCGCGACGGGAACAAACGAGGCAUCGCCGACGUCCGCAGCUGUGGCCGCAACGGCGAUAGCGAAGGUAGCUGCCGUAGUGGGACACGCAGAGGCCGUGGUCAAGAUUGUGGCCCGGCCGCCGACGGCCCGGAUGAAAGGAGUACCGACGUUCUCGUCGCUCUCAACGCAGGCACCGUCCGAGCCUUUGACCUCCUCAUUGAGGAUCUGCUCUCGUUGAGUGACGGGCAAUGGCGCGCCAACGUGGUGCUAUAA
Molecule: messenger RNA, 2484 nt
Organism: Ectocarpus sp. CCAP 1310/34
Lineage: Eukaryota; Phaeophyceae; Ectocarpales; Ectocarpaceae
Source: the annotation of a GenBank genome assembly